AUGGAAGACCAACGGAAUGACGACAAAGGUACCAAUCAGCAGGAGUCGCUACCCGCUGUGAAUGGAGGAAUUCUCUUCAACGAAACGCCAAUUUCUGGAAACCUGAACCUCCGCGUUGGGAAGUUGUUCUACUCAGGUGUCGAUAUCACGAAGCGCGCUCAGGCCGGUGUUGGUGUUUUGGUGGAGCGCAACCUCGCAGAUAGAAUCACUGAAUGGAAGCCUGUCGAAGGAACGGUGGUAAUCCGUCAACUGAAGCUACAACAGGCUAAAGCGUUAACCAUGGUACAGGUCUAUGCGGCCAAUCUGGAAGGAGAAUAUGAUACCUUCCUUAACGAAGUGCGGAGAGCUAUGUCCAAAGUGCAGAAUACAGAGUCCCUCAUACUCAUUGGCGAUUUCAAUGCGCAUGCCGCAGUAGACGCUGAAAAGUGGAACGGCGUGAUUGCAAACAACGGCAAGAGACCACAGCAAUAA
Soboliphyme baturini is the source of this 471-nucleotide messenger RNA. NCBI's taxonomy places the organism in Eukaryota, Metazoa, Nematoda, Enoplea, Dioctophymatida, Soboliphymatidae. The record is from the annotation of a GenBank genome assembly.